CUUCAACAUUACGUACUUCGUACUGCGACACCAAAACCACAAACGCCCGAUUUCAAUAAGACCUAAGCAACGAGAGGGAACAGUAAGAAGAGGAAGAAAAGUAAAGAAUAGACAGACAAGGAUAGGCAAAGAACUAUCGCAGCCAUGCCGACCGAACGAGAAUUCCAAAUCGCACCCAUCGUGCCCGAGUCCAUCAUAAACAACUCUAGGACUCUAUCCAACCUCCAGACCCUCACCGCAUCAAUCUUCGGCGCCGCAGCCGGCAUCCUCGGCCUCGAAUCCUACAACGGCUUUCUGUUCUACUUCAUCUUCACAAUCCUCACCACCGUCCUCUUCUACACGAUCCGCGUCGCACCUACGUCGUUAAAGGCAGGCCAUGGCCUCUUCGACACGAGCAGAUAUUUCCGUACCCAGUUUGAAUUCUGGACGGGCGGUCUCUUUAGCGGGCUUGCGGGAUACAUAUUGACGUGGACGCUGUUUUACGGUCUGGUAAGAGCAUAGCAGCAAUAAGAUGAUUCGGUUAUGUUUCCGCGAGCAUUGGUUGGCGUUUAGUAGUACGAUACAACUACGUAUGAAAAUUCGUGGUGUAUUAACCUGAGGCAAAGGAU
Daldinia vernicosa is the source of this 608-nucleotide messenger RNA. Its product is annotated as Rab5-interacting protein-domain-containing protein. Gene Ontology annotation, cellular component: EMC complex; endoplasmic reticulum; membrane. Gene Ontology annotation, biological process: autophagosome assembly; protein folding in endoplasmic reticulum. NCBI's taxonomy places the organism in Eukaryota, Fungi, Ascomycota, Sordariomycetes, Xylariales, Hypoxylaceae. The transcript has 2 exons. The record is from RefSeq and is a predicted model, not a curated record. The coding region runs from base 145 to 501 and encodes 118 amino acids.